Molecule: messenger RNA, 4860 nt
Organism: Manacus vitellinus (golden-collared manakin)
Lineage: Eukaryota; Metazoa; Chordata; Aves; Passeriformes; Pipridae
Gene: SRL
Product: sarcalumenin
Exons: 6
Coding region: 21-1979 (652 amino acids)
Molecular function (GO): GTP binding
Source: RefSeq, a predicted model, not a curated record
AGAGCCCAGGGGAGGAUGCCAUGGCAGCACAUCACGGAGGGAUCCACGGGUCUGGCACACAAGUUGCCAACCAUGCCCGGGAGGAUGAGGAGCCUGGCAUGGAGAAAGGAGGCUCUGAGGAGCAAGGGCAGCCUGGGGAAGAGGAAACAGAGGAGCCAAGAGGAGCGUCUGCUCUGGAGGGGGGAGAAGAAGGGGAUGAGCAGAGCUCGGAGGAAGAUGAUGAGCAAGGAGAGUCUGACAAAGGUCAACACGGGGCGUCUGAGGAAGAUGGAGGCAAGGGAGAGUCUGAGGAGGAGGGAGAUCCUAAGGAGGAGAAAGAAUCUGAGGAAGAUGGUGAGAGGUCAGAGAAUGAAAGUGAAGAGGGUGACAAGGAAGCAGCCAGCACUUCCGACAAAGAGAGCCAUGGCAAACCAGCAGCUGCUGGCAUGGGAGAAGCCAGGGAUGGCCCUGCCAGCUGCCAUCACCCACCCUGUGAGGACGAAGAAGAAGACCCGCCAGCAGCAGAUCCACCAGCAGCAGUGGAAGACCCACCAGCAAAAGAAGACCCCCCAGCAGUGGCAGAAGACCCCCCAGCAGUGGCAGAAGACCCCCCUGCAGACAAUCCCCCACUGGCAGAAACAGAGGGCCCCAUCACCCCCCCAGCUGCUGCCGAGCCCCAGCACAGCCAGAUAGAAGAGGUUGAAGAUGCCAGCGAGCCCACCAAGCGUGACCGGUCCCACUUGGAGAACACCCUCAAGCUGAACGAGGAAAAACCUGCCGAUGAUGUCUCAGGUGAGGGAGCCAUGCACACCCUGCUCCUUCAGCCCACACCGUCCCUGCAGGACAGGUCCAGAGUACUGCAGCGGCUGAGGAAGAUCUACCACUCCUCCAUCAAGCCCCUGGAGCACUCCUACAGAUACAACGAGCUGAGGCAGCACGAGAUCACAGGCACAGGGGCAGAACCCACCACCUCUGAGUUCACUGUCAUCAUGCACGGCCCCAAGCUGAAGACCAUCGAGGGCAUCGUGAUGGCUGCUGACAGCGCCCGAUCCUUCUCGCCCCUGGAGAAGUUUGGGCAGAACUUUUUGGAGAAGCUGAUAGGGAUCGAGGUGCCCCACAAACUGCUGGAGCGAGUCACCUUUGUGGACACCCCGGGCAUCAUCGAAAACCGCAAGCAGCAAGAACGAGGUUACCCGUUCAACGACGUGUGCCAGUGGUUCAUUGACAGAGCCGAUCUCAUCUUCGUUGUCUUUGACCCCACGAAGCUGGACGUGGGCUUGGAGCUGGAGAUGCUGUUUCGCCAGCUGAAGGGCCGCGAGUCCCAGAUCCGAAUCAUCCUGAACAAAGCCGACAGCCUGGCCACCCAGGAGCUGAUGAGAGUCUACGGCGCCUUAUUCUGGAGCCUGGCUCCUCUCAUCAACGUCACAGAGCCACCCAGGGUGUACGUUAGCUCCUUCUGGCCCCACGACUACCACCCGGAAACCCACAGAGACCUGUUUCUCAAGGAAGAGAUAUCGCUCCUGGAGGAUCUCAACCAGGUGAUUGAGAACAGGAUGGAAAACAAGAUCGCCUUCAUCCGCCAGCACGCCAUCCGGGUGCGCAUCCACGCCCUCCUGGUCGAUCGCUACCUACAGACCUACAAGGACAAAAUGACCUUCUUUAGCGAUGGAGAACUGGUGUUCAGGGACAUUGUGGAAGAUCCUGACAGGUACUUUAUCUUUAAGUCCAUUCUGGCAAAGACCAAUGUCAGCAAAUUUGACCUCCCCAACCGUGAGGCUUACAAGGACUUCUUUGGCAUCAACCCCAUCACCAGUUUUAAGCUGCUGUCUCAGCAGUGUUCCUACAUGGGAGGGUGUUUCCUGGAGAAGAUUGAGAAGGCCAUCACCCGCGAACUUCCCGAUCUCUUGGGAAGCAUCGGCUUGGGGAAGAAGCCCAACGUCCUCUCCUGCGACGUCACUGGCUGUGGUGAAACCCCAAAGAAUCGCUACAGGAAACCCUAAGGUGAUCCAUAACCCAACUGUCCACAUGUUCCUACUGGUGAAUGAGCUUAUGUCUUAUCUGUCCAAAAAGCCAUGGUUUGUUAACCCUUUGAGUGCCGCGCUGGCAAAGGCUGCCGUACGAUGAGGACUUUGAGUCGUUGACCUCGAUGGCAGGGGAAGAUGGGUGGGCAUAAGAAAGAGAAUAAAAACUGUGAAUUCCUGACAUUUUACCUUUGUUCUUUCGAGUAGAAGGCAAUGUUUAAGCUGUAAGUAUGAGCAAUGCACGGGGAGCUAGAACAGCAGCUGCUUUUCCACUGAUGCCAAGAGUGCGUGAAGAGGAAUUUCAACCUCUGCAUCCCUGAAGACACGAGGGAGCGAGCACGAGGGCACGGCAUGAGAGCACAGGGGAGAGCAGUGACACACUAACCCAGGCACCACCAGGAGCCCCAGGACAAAGUGCUGCUCAAGGAAAGAGAGGCCAGGACCCAGCUGUGGUUUUCUCGCACAAACACGCUACAAAUCUCGGCAAAUAUUGAUCUUGUUUUUCUUUCCAAGACUUCUAGGUCACCUGGUGAGUUCUCCUUCCAUUUAACAGCUGAGCUGAUCCUCUGCAGCCUUCACCUGGGCGUUCACCUUAAGGAGGGGCGUUUGCAGGGGUGUUUUUAGCUCCAGACAAGUAACCAUGAUGGGAUUUGGAAGUCCAUGUCAGAGGAGGAAGUGGGUUGGAAAGGAGCGGCCAGCACUUGCUGAGCUGUGCUGGAGGAGGAGCAGAUGGUCCCACAAGGAGCUGUGAGCAGGGUUUUAUUCCCCUGUGUCAGCACAGGAGAGGGCACUUUGUGCCUGUGAGUGUCAUUAACUCAAAAUCCACACUGGCAAGUCCUACCUGCGGACCAGCAGGGCUCUGAGGGUGAGGAUUUGGCAGUUUGACCUUGUUCAAGUCCAUGCUGAUGAUUUCUCAGUCAGACCCCCAUGUUUUUGUGCUCCACAGAGGGAGGCAGGAACAGGGGGUCACUAUCUGUGAAGUGAAAAAGGUCACAUCCCUUUUGCCCACCUGCUGCUCUGCCCUCCCCAGGACAGUCCAGGCAGGUUUCUGGGGCUUGUUUUCCAAACUCCUCCCAUUUUAGCCAUUUGUUGGCUCAUUUCUGAGCAUCGCUGCUCAGUCCUGAAGGAGUAUUGCUUUGGAAGCACCCGAGCAGGGUGAGGUUCCCCAUGGACAGCUGACCUUGAAACCUGGCCCUCAUGGACAGCACAGCUGGCUGCCGACCCGAGCCCAAACCAACCAGGAGGUAGAUUUUUUUGUCCUGGAUGGAGACUGGCACCUUCAAGCGCACCCUGGACCUGCUGAACAUCCUUUGUCCUUCCUCCUGCCAAACGUCCAUGGUGAAACCUCUGGAGCAGAAGGACUUACCUUUGAUAAGAAACAAAAGGACAUGGAGGUGCUGGCUGAGGCAAGAAAAAGGCAAAAGGAAUGAAAGAGGGAAAGAGAAAGCUGGGAAUGGAAGGCUGUGUUGUGAUGGGAAGGGUGUGAAGGGCAGCACCCCACAUCUCCAUGUGUGCAGCGGGAUGUGAGCUAAGGCAGGAGAACUGUGGGAGCUCCACAUUCCCCAUGUGCUGCGAAGAAAAGGUCCCCUUGAGUCCAGGUGAGUUUGGGGGGACGCUGCCCCAGGGACUUCCACACUCCUGACCUCUGCUUUGAGGUAGGACUUUACAUUUGAACUAAUAAAGCCAAGAUCCAGAUCUACGUCCAAGCACAGGAAGGGACCCGGCUCAGGCAGAGGGAUUUUGCCUGCAGUGCAGAGGGACUGGAGGUGCAAGGGAAGGCGAGCAGAAUGUCAGAGAGAGCAGCAGCCAGAGCAGCCUGGAGAGAAAUGAUGUGCUCAUGAGUCAGUGCAUGAGCUCAAAGUGAUGUUUCAAACCUGCCCAAGCGCUGCUGCCCCUCCACUGCUGUUCCUUCUCUCUUGUACAUGAUCCCAUUGCUCAUCGGUGUCCCUCUCCAUCUCACUGCUCACUCUCCUCCACUUGGCUCUGCAUGGUUUUCUCAAGAGGUAAUGGAAUUGAAACACUGACAGAAACAGGCUAAUGCUGCCACUGUUCCUGCUGUUGCACUGUGUGUCACUGUCACAUUGAGCAAAGGCCAUCAAACAUUUCUAUUUGCGAGGUUUGUAUCGCACCAUCUCUGUCCUUGUUGCCCUGUCCCCCUAAAGCCCGUGGGGUAGCCAGGGAAAGACCCCCCACCCCACAAGAAGGAUUGCCCCUGAAGGCACUGUUGCUCUGUUCUCAGGCUGCUCCCAUUGUUCUCCCCGUCCUUUCUCUGGUUUCCUUUUCUCUUGCUUUAUUUUCCAGCCCUCAUCGCCUCUUCUCCUCCCUUCCUCUCCCUUCGGCACCUGCAUGCCCCGUGCAAAGCCCUGUGCCCAUGUCUUGGAUGUGGCUCCUCUGUGACAGCAAAAACCUUUUCCCCCCUCUGAUAUGGUGUGCUUGGGUUCUCUUUCUGAAUCAGUGGCUUCAGCAGUGGUGGUCUGUUCCCUGCUCCCCGCCACGCACGAUGACUCUGCUCCGUGCUGGCUCGGGGAGAUGACACCACUGCGAUGCUUCCUCUCCCAUGGCUCCAAGUGGCUGUCAGUCCCAAGAGGAUUGCAGUUCCCAGCCCAGCUCUUGCUGAGCUUUCUUAGGAGAUCUCUGGGAAUGUGGGAGUGGAAAUGGGGAGCAAGGAGGCCUUUUCAUUCUGCGAAGAAACCCCAAGCACCCACAGCACUGGGGUGGUGAGCGUCUCACCCAAGGGCACUGCGGGAGGGAGGGAGCUGGAACACAGGCCUGUGUAGAUGCCCAUGAUCGUGUGCAUUGGGAUAAAACUGUCAGCUUGAACAUCAGCCUGUCUAAUAAAACCUGGUAUUUUCCAAACACA